Molecule: messenger RNA, 26540 nt
Organism: Porites lobata
Lineage: Eukaryota; Metazoa; Cnidaria; Anthozoa; Scleractinia; Poritidae
Source: the annotation of a GenBank genome assembly
CAAUUAUCAGGUACCUGGCAUAGCUGUAAAUAAAAUAUACGUGGCGAACUUACCCAGAGGUACACAAUAACCAUGAACACAUUCCCUGUGUAUAUAGCUACAAUAUGGAUUUGACGGAAAGCCCUAUGAUAAGUGAGAAAUUCGGUUUGGUUGAGGCCGCUAAGCCAAAUAUUUCAAGCUGUAUAGAGGGGUAGGAAGUGAUGUUUAUGAAAUGUUUAGCGCUAGAAUUAUCAAUUGACUACGUACUGCUAGGAUUUCUAAACAUGUUCUUGAAAUUUAUUUAUUCAACAGAAGAAUGCCUUCUAUUUAUCACGAGAAUUGUGGAAAACCAGGACCAAAGAGUAAUGCUUAUAUUCCGCCACCCGAGGAAAGAGUUUUUAAGUCUCGCAGCGCCCCCAACUCUCCAUCAUUGGGUGAACGCAAAUACCUGUUUGCUCGCGCAUCGCCACGGCUAACAAGGGCGCUCAUCCAGGUUUCUGAUAAAAUGACAGCAGCAAAGAACCCAAAGUCCGGCAAAGUUGGAAGAAGCAAGUCCUUUCACGGCAAAGGUACGUGUGUACAUGAAUUGUGCCGGUGUUACAAUACUUUGUCACCCUUCCUUUUGUAUUGUAUUGCGUAGACUAGACUGGAGCGCAAGUAUAGAGAAGCGAGGGGGAAGUUGAUAUUUCAGAACUUGUCGCCAAAUGUGCAACCAUCGUGCUUAAAUUUUUACUUAAAGACGAUGGGUAACAAGCAAAAACAGAUUUCUAAUUAACCUCCAAGAUUUAUCUUGUCAACAAAACUAAAAGUUAAGCUUUGAGUCAUUUCUACACUGGCUUUUGUUUAUCGCCUCGCGGUACAUUCAUUAUUUUCCAUUUAAUUAAUUAUUAAAUUAAUGGCGGAUUUAAGAAAAAAUUUCAUGAUAGGAGGGCAUUUGAUGGUUAACUAUUUAUGUCAAAAUGUGCCGUGUGCUGUAUACUUUCAAUAAAGUGAACAAACGUCAUUGGAAAGACUAAUAUUGCUUGUUUUGUUCAGCUCCUUUACAAAAAUAACAGACUCCUUGCUGGCUUUUUUCCAAUCAAAAUAUUUCACUGCACGUAGGUGAAGGUUACCGCUAUCCUAAGAUACAAAAAACUUGUCUACAUCUUUCUUGUAUUUCUUGAUUACGGGCUAUGAAAAGAACCCGCGCGGGGAUGAAGCACGGAGCCUGUGAACAGGCUCUCUGUUUGGAGAAAGGGUGAAAAAAUCGCGGAAAGAGGGAAGGGAAAGGGUGUCAAUAGUCAGUGUUCUCGCCAAUAGGAGCUUGCAUCAGGAUCUGUUUCACAGCGGGUGCCGUGGAACGACGGUCCCAAAUGUUUGUCUACGGGCUCUCCCCUUUCCUUUUCCUCUCCUCGCGAGUUUUUCACCCUUUCCCCAAACAAAGAGCCAUUUCACAGGCUAUGGAGCUCGUAACAUGCGAGUAAAACGAGUGUGGAUUACAGGACACUCAAAGUGUCGAAGUCCUCUUCUGUUUUCAUCUUUCGAUGAUAUUUCUUUGAAAAAGUAGGGUCAGUUUGCUGUAACUCCCAUUUCCUUUUGACGUUCUGUCACCUGAGUAAAAGCCUGAAAUUUCGAACAAACUAUUAGCCUCUCGUUGGUGUUUUGACCAAAAAAAUAAUUCCUACUGUAAGGCGAUGAUCCCACUUUAGAUCAUCUCACAAUACAUGGCAAUAGGGCAUUUGUCUGUGGAAUAUUUGUCUACAAUAUUCAAGAUUCAACGGCAUCACAAGUAUCAUCACCCUCCCCUCCCUUCCAUAACAAUGGUUUAUCUGACUGUUUUAGCGUGACGUCACCAGCGGUGUGCACCUUGCCUGUGUACGGUACCGCUUGUAGCGUGUGUUGAGCAACACUUUGCUUGUGUCUUGUUAAUCAGCAAAAACACUAUGACCGAAUGUCACAAGUGUAGGAAACUAGUGUAUUUUGGUGAGUUUAGUUAUUUAACAACCCCACUUAUAGCUGGCUUCCCCAAAAUAUUUCGUUUUGCUAGUAAACAUGAGCACCAAGCCCAAUCGACCGUCGCGCAUCGAUCGAGUUGAACGUCGUUCAAACUGCGUUCUCUUAAAAUAACGGUAGCUGAAUUGUAUCCCAAAUAAAGUUCUUCCUUAUUUUUUUUUGUGGCGUUUUGCAGCUGAGCAAAGGAACUCGCUUGGUAAAGUUUGGCACCCCGGUUGUUUGCGAUGUGAAGAAUGUGGCAAAAGAUUAAACCCAGGUCAACAUUCUGAGGUAAGGCGGGAUGGGGACUCAAUAAUAUAGCAGAGUCUUAAAUACAAGACUCCUCCUCUAAAUAAUUAAGUUUAAUUGCAGCGGUUUUGUUUAAAAUAGAGGAAAAGAAACCAGAUUUAUCAGCAGUUGGUCGACAGAUUUAGGGCACACUCGAGCUUUUAUUGCUCAAGACUGUCCACGAAAAUUGAAUCACCGGCUCCAGCUGGAUAUUUGUUAUAUUGGACAAAUAUUUAGCUUGAAAAGUCAUUUUUGAGUUAACAGUUUUUGUCUCGGUGGACUUGUACAUGUAUCAUGUAGGGUUUGUUAAUAAAGUCGAAAUGUUAAAUUGCAACGGGGUGUUUUUAAAUUUUUCAUUUUCAAAGGGUUCGAGAAAGAUGUCAUGCAUUUCAGUUUGUUGCUGACAGGUUGUCUGCUUUGUAUAAAGCUUUUGGAUAAUUGUAAGCAGAAUCGUACUUUCGAUAUAAAACCAUUAACAAAGGCUUAGAUUUUUUCAAGUUCACAAUUUCCCUUAACGACUGUUGUUCGAUAGUAAUGCGAUUUUUAGAAUAUUGAAUAUUGAAUUACAGAUUCUUUUUCUUAUCCUCUGUGGUGGAUAUGAUUUGCAUAGCUGACAUAUAGUCUGUCAUCUAAGCUGUUUUGCCGGAUAAUAAUUAAGCAUAUGUCACGUUAUGUAGCAAGAGAAAAACAUCGCACUGUUAUAAAAUGCACCUUUGUUUGUCAGAAGACUCGUAGCGGUGAAGUCAUUUAUGGAAGUAGAUCUGUGAAGUAUGAAAUGUUUUUGAAUACUUUAAGGGACCCUCUUGCAUAAGAGACCCUCUUCCAUAAAUAUUGAUAAGCAGUAUGUUCAGCUUGAAAAUGUAACACUACCUUAAAGCUUUUUUAUUUUUCAGUUUAUUGCAAAUUCUUGAAUAUAAGCAACCUUCUUCAAUAAGCGCUGCCUUUGAAUUAGCUCCCCUCUUUAGGCUAAAAAUUAAUUUUUUAGAAAGCAACCCCUUCAAAUGAGCAUCUACUCGUAAUAUCCCUCUUUACUCAAUAUAUGGUAUACAAUACAUUUAUCACCAUAUAUAGUGUAACAUGUUCAAUCACUAGAAAAUGACUCAUGUAAGAACACUACAUGUUAGAAGUUUAAGACCUGGCUUCUCUGACGGAAUGUUCAAAGCCAAGGAUAUGCACCAUGCGAGUGCAAAUUUGGAUAUAUACUGAAAGAUAUAGUGAUCCAUCUAGAAAAUAGCUAAAAUGGGUCAUGACAGUCACACAGCUAUAAAACAAUUAGUCCGGGGCCCAAAACUAUGAGUCCCAGAACCACAUACAAGAGUCUUGUACCCUUGUGCAGGGCUGUCAUUAAGAGGCGGGGGCUGGGGAUUUCCCCCGGCUACUAUGAACGUGGCCCCCGGCUACUUUGAUAGGAAAAUAGAAGAAAAAUAGAACCAAACAAAAUGACUAGCUGUUUGAUUCCCUGCCUACUUGUUGUAUUUACCCGGCAACUUGAAAUCUUAGUGACAACCCUGCUUGUGCAUAAUAAAUAAGAUGUAUACAAUAUUUAGAGAAUUGUCAUUAUUAUUUUUGUAAGCAAAACUUCAUAUGAAAUGUGCCAUUUGGUGUUCUUGAAAACCAGCAUGGUGAAGGAACAAACAAUUUUGAAAUUUUCUGCACUGGGCCCCCUUUCUCAUUACUUUAGACUUCUUAGCUUGUGAAUGAUAUUAAUGUUACAAUACAUGUAAUUUGCAUUUUUCUCAUACAUACGAUGCACCCCAUUCAUAAUGCACAGAGAAGAAGUUUUUGCUUUCAAAUGGAUGCAUAUAUGUACGAGGCAUGAUUUCUGAGUAUUUUAAGAAAUAUGCAUGCAUGUAUGCAUCUGAGGCAUGGGAUGUGCAGAUAGAGGGAUCGCUGAAGAUGCUUUUUUGUUUUUUUGUUCAAUGUUUGAGAUUUUGUUCAUUUGAGACACAGAAUUAUUUCAUCAUAUAGCCAAAAAUAUGAGGCGUCCCCUUCGACUAACUGUCUCCGUUUGAAUUAAGUGCCCCCCCCCUCUACACCACGUGCAUGUUAAACUAAAGGAUAAGCGUAAGUAGUCUUAAUUCUAGUCAGUUACCAUAAUUUUUUAUGUGUUUUCAAUUUGAUAUUAAAAAGAAAAUUGUAUUGUGUAUAAAUGUGCAUUUAUUCUCUUAUUUAUAUCAUAUUUCAAGGCUGUCAUUAAGAGGCAGGGGCCGGAGAUUUCCCCCGGCUACUUUCAUAGGAAAAUAGAGAGAAAAUAGAACCAAAACAAAUCCCCAGCUGUUUGAUUCCCUGCCUACUUGAUCUAUUUACCCGGCAACUUGAAAUCUUAGUGACAGUCCUGAUAAUAGAUUUUUACUUUUGGCAAAAUUAAAAAUAUUUUGUCAAAAAAGAUGACACAAAUUUAUUCAUAUUUAUGUAGCAUUUCAGGAGCCUUCAUUAUAAUUUAUUAAUUAUUUAGUAGAAUUUUUCCUGUUUCAGGAUCAUAAUGGUUUCAUGCACAGUACAAACUGCUCUGGCCAACAAUAACAUUUUUUUGUGCUUAUUUUGUUAUUAAGUAUUUCAAAGUCCAAAAUCUUAUUUUGAUGUCCUAUCCAAAAGUCCAGUUCCCAUUUUUGCAGCUUCUAAUGAUGAUGUAAUGCUUUAUGAAUGCAUAUAUUGUUUUCAUUCAAAAUGGAAGCAGACACAUUUAUGAUCAUUCAACAACGAGUGCCACAUCUUCUGUCCAACUGGGUGGUAAAGGAAACCUUUUUUAUUACUUAUUCUUUUCACAGAGAAAAGAAGUUUGGUUUAAUGGAAUAAGAAAUAAGUCAAACUUUUACAUUAUCAAUAUUGGGGUUAGAACAGUUAAUUACAACAUACAUCAUUCGCAUUAUUACUGAUGUUAGAUGAAAGUAAAGGUCAUCUUGAAUGACUUGUUCUAACUGAAUACUUCAAUAAUGGUACAACAUACAGGUAGCAAGAAUUUAUAACACAAGCUAACACUAUAAGCAAUAGCAACUUUAUCCUAUGCCUGAUAAAGGGGAAGCUUGUGUCUGAAAAAUACUGCAACUGGCAUCUUUCCAAUUUUACCAAAGAUUACAUGUUUCUUAAUGUGGUUCAGAAAAUGUCUCUUAUCAUGAAUGUGUUUUGAGAAAUGACCAUUUGAUACGUUUUACUGUUGAAAUGGUUUUUACAAAUUUGUUUAAUAUUUUGAACAAGCUAAUUGCCAGGCUAUCUAUUCCCAGUAGCUUUUUCAUACAAUGUAGUUUAGAAUAUAAAUAUUUCACAAUAAUAUUACCUUAUUAUUAUCAUUAUUGUAUCAGGUUAAAUAUCCUAAACACAUAAUGUAGCAGCCUUUUUGUAAACUGCAUAUGUUGAAUUCAUCAAUUGCAUCUUUGUUUAUUUUGUUUUAAGCUUCCAAACGUGUUUAAUGCUUAUUUUCCUUUGUCUCAAAUAUCUGAUCCAGAUCAUUGUUAACAUUAAGUGAAAUUUUAAGAUGAGCGAAGAUGCAUGAAGAAAUUGAAAAUUUAGUUGUAUUUAUUUCUUUUAUACUAGUAUUGUCUCAAUGAAAAUGAGUUGUUUCAGCUGUAGCCACUGUUCAUUGUUCAUUUCUUCACUGGAUAUGUGUGUCCUAAAAUGCACCUGGGCCAUGCUUAGAUUGGUGCAGUGAGUGAUAAGAUCUUUGUUUACAAAAAUGAAAGCAUUUACAAUAAUUAAAAUUGUUUUUUUUUAUUUCCACAAAAUUGCCAAGCUUAGUAGUGUAUUUUCUGGACUAUGUGUUGUGUCCACUUGUACAGUAUAAUUUAACCAAAUUUAGCUCUGUGCCUCAAAAAUUUAAGAAAUUUAGGCAGAUGAUUGUAUAGGAGUGAAAGUUAGAUCAACUUCCUUUUAAAUAAAACGUUUCAGGAGUUACAUGUCAAGUGAUAGGGUAAAAUAUCAUUCAGUCCAGUUUAUAUGUUGUAGGUCAAACUGAAAUUCAAGUAAAAGUGGUUUCAACUUACGAUGAAUAUCAGUUUCCUUCAUCUACUAGCCCUAGUUAUUCAUACAGGUAAAUUAUUUGGGCAAAGGAAAUUUUAACCUGAACUUCAUUUUGAGCUACAACAGAGACAUUGCAGUAUAUUGGAGUAUAAGUUUUCAGAUUGUGCUGAUGUUGUUAGCAAACAACAUGAACAGAGCCAAGUUACGAGUGUACCCUAAGAGGAGUUCUACAAAAUAAUAUUCAUAGGUUAGACGUUUAGGGCAUUUGGGUUCUAAGCUCCAAAGAGCUCUAAACCAGCAUUGCUUAUAGAUUUUGUCCAAGAGCUUAUAUUUUCUAGUUGCUUAGAGGCAAAUGUAAAUCUCCAUGGGCUACCUGCUGCAGGACUCAGUCAGCAGUCAGGCAGUAUGGUGGAUGCUGUCUGACCCUAAUAAUUUUAAAUUAAUCACUUAAGUAUGGCUGCCUUUUUCUUUAGCCUCUAUAGUUAUUUGGGGCAGCCUCUCCUCCUCUUUAUUUUUGUUAAUAUAUUUUCUUUAAUCAGUAUUGUAAUACUGUUGGGUACAAAAUGAAAUUAAGUUGUUGUUGUUGUUGCUAGAGUGCAGUUCAUGUCAUAUAUUUUUUUAAAAUAAGUGUUUGGUUUUAUUUUACAGCACAGAGGCAUUCCCUAUUGCAACAUUCCAUGCUAUAGUUUGCUGUUUGGUCCAGGAGGUUAUGGUAGAGGAGGAACAGAAUCUUAUCAGUACUUUGCUGAUGAGAAACUUACUCCAGCAGAGCUAGAUGCCGUGAGGUAUGUGUUAUUUCCUUCUUACCAUUGUGGUACGGUGAAACCUGUAUUAAGCGGACACCCUCGGGGAAUGCUGUAGUGUCCGCUUAAUACAGGGUGUCCGCCUAAUACAGGUUUCAAAAGAUAACGUCAUAUGAGGUGUCAAAUACCAUUCAAAUGAACACUGGAAAUGUUUAAAAUACCCCCAGAGACCGUGACGAUAUACGUUUGCUUUAAUUUCUUUAAUUAUGAAAGUGGACCAGUUGAUCAUAGUACCAUAAACAUAGAUUGCAACUAAAAUUUGAAGAAAUGAGGUGAGUGAAACAAGCUGCAUACAAACAAAUCGAAAUAGAAAUCAAUACCGUAUUAUGAAACUAAUCAAAUAAGUUCGUCACGUCACUUUUUUUAUUGUAAAAAUUGAAAAAUUUGUAGGUGGUAAUCUUUCGCAUUUCCGGUGUCUGGCAUGUUGGUUGGUGGAAUUUAAUUACAAGUGUCCGUUUAAUGCAGGUUGGAAACAACAGAAAUGACCAUUUCAGGUACUUUUUAGGUGUCCGUGUCGCUGAAUAAAGAGGUGUCCACUUAAUAAAGGUUUCAUUUAAAGUAAAUAAGGGAAGUAAGUUUGGGGACUUUGGCUACUGUCUGCUUAAUAGAGGGUGUCCGCUUAAUACGGUGUUCGCUUGAUACAGGUUUCACUCUACUUUAAUCUUAAUCAUAUUAUAUCUGUUGGAAAUACAGUCCAAUCUUUGCUGUCUAUAACUGCCCUUGUCAAACCACAUCCCUUGUACCACUUGAUGUCAUCAACUUUUAUGAUCAUUUAUAGACAACCCCUUCACCUUACUUGUGUGCAAAAGAAAAACAUCUUUCAUAAUGAAAAAAAAAAACAAAAAAAAACAAGGAAUAAUGUAACUUUCAGUGAAAAAGUAUCAAUACCUGCCUGUAUUUCCUUUAAAUACCUUAUUCUCACUUUAUUUUGCAAGUAUGAAAUUUUGGGAAAUCUAAAAAUCCCUGCAAAUUCUCUAAAAAUCCCUAAAAGUCGCCAAAUUAAAUACUCGAAAAUACUUGAUUUUUUGCGAAAAUAAUACUAGCAAAAUUAAGUGAGAAUAAGGUAGUGCCAUGAUACCUGGGCCUUAACCGAAACUGUUCUUGCUAAAAUGAAGCCUAGUACAUGCAAAGAAAGAACAUUUAAUAUUUUGCCAAUUUAGCAGGGUUAGGUAGGGUUUCCAUUUGUCUUUUCAUUUUGCUAUUGCCAGUUUUUUCUGAGUUGUAGUGUUUCACAAUGUUCAGGCCUUUUCGUUCAAACGUAGGAUAGCACUAUCUAAUGGAUAAAUCACUUUCCUGCUGAUACACAUAAGAAAUAGAAAAGCCAAUUGCAUUUUCCACCGGACAGAGAUUUAUCCAGUGGACACUGAGUGGAUAGCGUUAUCCACAAUCCGAACAUCUGGGCCCAGGGAUGUUCUAUGGUUUUAGUACAUUUUGUGUUAUUAAUGAUCGUUUUACCUUUUUAUGCAUGGCAUGUCUCAGUUUCAAGGAUUCAUUAAUCAGAAUAGUCAUAGUGGUGAAUAACUAUAUGUUAUUACUGUAUUUUGUCUUUGCAGGAAUGAAAUCAUUCCCAGGUUAAAGGAAUAUAACAUAUUUUUCGAGGGAAGAAAAGCUCUGCAGUUAACAAGUAAAGAGGUGUGUUGUGCCUGGUGCCAGUGUAGCUGAUAAUAAAAUUAUUACUUAGUAAUAAUUUUCUUGGAGGGCAUUUAUAGCUUAAAUGUAUUUUCAGUGUAUCAUAGUAACAUUAAUUUCUUACGGAGACUUACAAAACGGUAAUGUUUGACAGGUUGGAGGUAGAAUUCUUCUUGAGGGAGUCCUUAAGGUUUAUUGGGGACUUAAGGCACCUGUCACUCUUGCUAGUCAUAACUUGGCAUACUGGAGAAGACGUUCACAGAAGGAGCAGAAUGGAUUGAUGAGAAAUACUGCAGGAAAGAACAAGGAUUCUGUCGUAAGUGAACUUUUUGACUAGGGUAAUAACAGGUGCUUCAGCUUUUUUGUCGUGCAUUGUUACUUGUACUAGUUAGUGAAACUGAGUCAAAAAAAUAUUGGAAUGCAUAAUUUCCCUGGCUGCAGAAUGAUUCAUCCAUAAAAUACGCAGGUGUUUCAAUUAGAUUUGAAGUUUGUUUAGAGCAACCAGUGGGCCUUUUUCACUAAGACAUAAUGUAUGAAAAUGAAAAUUAUAUGAUUUUGCCACUGGAAAACGAUUAGUGGGUCACAUCUUAAACAAAAUGAUAGUGAUUUGGUUUUUCAAACCCGCACCAUUUUCUUAAAAUGAGUAAGUUCGUAGCUGGUCACGUGACCAAAAUGUGAUUUUUAAAAUUUAUUACAAACUACCUCUUUCUGAACACAAAUUUUGCACUUAAACUUCAAGGAAAAUGUUGAAAAGAUGAUGUGGUAAUGUUUACAGCACAUCUGAGAGUAACUAUGGAAUGUUUAACAAGGUAAUAUAAGCAAAAAGUAGUACAGGCCACCAUGUUGGAGGGCAAGAGAACGCCCUCCAACAUGGUGGCCAAAAGAAAUAAAAUUAUACUACUUCCGUGAAAAAUCAAAGUGCCAUAAAAUAUCUCCCUUAAAUGCAUUUCUUUUCAAAUUUCGGGUGUAAGAUAAUUUUUAUGUGCUCUGUCAAUUUUUGGCAUCAGCAAGAUUCCAACUCAUUGUUUAAAGGAAGCAUUGGUCAUGUUACCUCUUAGAGCAAGUGGCUUAUUGUAUCAUCAAAAGUGGUACAUUUGAACAUAGUAGCCAACAAUUUUCACAGGCUUUUGGUGUGAACUGAAAGCACUGAAUGCUAAAAUUAAUGCCACUUUUCUUGUGAUGGGUUUCUAAAUUCCCUAAUGUUGUCUCUAGAGAUCAAGAACUAGCAGUCUGGAGAAGAUUCUUGCCAGGCGUCGUAUUUCAAUUUACAACAGCAGGAAUAUUCCAGAUGCUGGUGACCAAAGAACUAUUCUAGAUUUCACUGUUCAGGUAAUCAUGAGAGAAUUGUGCAUCUGCUCUUAUUUGCCAGAUACUGUGACUCAUGUGCACUUAAUAAUAAGCAACGGGAACUCACUACGAAUCUAAUGAUUUUUUAUUCAACUUGUUUUUGUAGUCUCCAGAAGGAAGGACAACAUUUAUUCCACCUUAUGGUACUUCCACUAACCUUAGAGUAACAAGCAGAACAAGAACAAGAGAGGUUAUAAAGAUGCUCAUGACAAAAUUUCAGGUAAAUUGUUUACUUUAUGCUGCACUCUGUUUACUCUGUGUUAAUUUUUCUAUUAUAUUGGUUUAUUGAGGUCUUUAUUGGUAACCUAAUCUAACCUAUCCCUGAAAAGCCCCUUAAGAAGAGAAGAUAAUUAUUAUCAUUAAUUAAUUAUUGAGUGUUUGUCAGUAAUCCUAAAGCAAGCGAUACAAACUUUAGUAGAGUCACAAAGCCACCCCAGCGAGGGAUACAGUUGGGAGAGCACCAUCUUAAAUUCCUGCUUGAACGAUUGUGAAUGUAAUUUCCUGCCAAAGUUAAAGCCAGGGAGCAGUGCUUUAUUAUUUCUUUAUUGACUACAUUAUUGAUUGAUUUAUUGAUUGAUUUCUCAAUGCUUGGGUGGAAGUAACAACGUGCAUGAUAAAUUUUGAUUGACUUGUUUUUGCAAUAUUGAUAGUGAUUGGCUUUAGCUAUGAUAUCAUUUAUUCAGAUUGCCAAGCUGCAAGUGAGAAAAGUCCUUUGUAAGUGCAUGACUACAUAGGACUUUGUGAAAGUCUAUAUUUAAAGAUUUCUGUCAUGUUCAGGCUUCCUUCAUUAAAUCUUUUCUUUGAAAGACGCUAUUCAAGAAGCACGUUCUCAGAAAUAAAUCAUAAAAUAUUUUUUGUGAGGAAAAGAAAAAUCUGACUUACUGUCAGUUUUCUCCUUUUUGCAGAUAACUAAUGCACCUCAGAACUUUAAUCUCUACGCUGUGUAUGACAAUGGCUGUAAGUACUAGUUUUAUGUAUAUAACCUUUAUUCAUCAUUUACUACGUUUUCACUUUCUGCCUCUAUUUAAUUAAGAUUACUUACUCUAAAUAAUAAUUUACUUGAGUGUAACCUCUGAGCCCUAAACAAAUGAUUGAAUGAUCAAAUAGGUCGAUUAAGAAAUAGUGAUUUAGUGGAAGCACGUCCAUAAGAUUGUAUUCCAUUGUGGAUCAAAGUGGAAUUGGGCGAUUCCAGAAAAUAUCCAUACCAUACCACGGACGGCUUUUGGGAUUUCCGAAGGGGAGGGGGGGUUCACGAUUAUGGAAUUCUGAGGGCAUUGGGGGUAUUUACGAUUGGAAAUCCGAAGGCAUGGGGGAAUUCCACAGGUGGGAUUUCUGGAGUAGAAAGUGUAGAGUGAGUUCCUUGAAAACGCUAUUGUUGUGGACUUUUGUAGUUUGUAAAUAAACCACGAACAUAUGACCGCGGAAGCAGAAGACAAGCGUCGAUAGAUCAGACACGUGUUUACGCUCAUAACUUAUAGAAGUGAACAGUAAAACAUGGGUUUCACAUUAACCUUGAUGAAUUUUUUGUCACAUGAAAAAAAAAACUGAAUAUGUAUCUUACUGCUUGCAAGUUUCUUGUUACUCCCGUCCGAUGAACAGUAAAAAAACUCGCACCAGUCCCUGGUUUCCAAGGAACACCUGUCAGAUUAGAACAGUUUUCGUGCACACUACAUGACGUAUAAAAGGACACAACACCACUCGACGGGAGAGUUGACCGCCGAAAGAUUUUAACAGUCUGAAUUUGAGCUAUUUUGCUUUGUAAUCUUCAGAACAGCACAAGAAAACAAAGAGGAGUAAAAUUGCCGUUAGUGGUGUUUAUUUUUAUAGCCAAAUUCGGACCUAAAAAGGAGUUUGCACAGCCUGGCUACUAGCGCCUGGCGCCGCUAGAUCACAGCCUUGAGGAGGCAUAAAUUCAGGUUCGUUUGUUCAUAUAGGCGUUGCUAAGUCGAAAAUGUACUUCCAAAAAAACGGAAAUUCUGAAGGGGUUCACGAUUAUGGAAUUCUGAGGGCAUGGGGCGGUAACACAUUUUGGAAUUUCCGAAGGCAAGGGGGGGAUAAAACAUGGAAGCCGUCCAUGGUUGGGUAUGGAUAUUUUCUGGAAUUGCCCAUUUGGAAAAUAUGUUAUUUUUUGAGAUGAAGGGUAAACUCACAAAUUGCGUUGCCUUUGUAAUUUUUCCCUGGCCACAUAUUGCUGGGAGGCAAUUGCCCUUUCCUAUGCCCAACUCUUGCUCUUCCUAUGUUUGAAAAUAAGAUACAAGAGCAAAAGUCGAGUCUCCAGCUAUUGUCUGGAACUUGAGACAUGGAGACCAAGCACUCAAGUACUCAGACAUUCAGCUAAAAUGAUAAGAUCCACUCAUAGUAUUUACGAGUUUCUUGUUUUCUUUUUAGCAAUCAGGCAACUACAGAAUGAUGAAUUUCCAUUGCACUGCCGACUCCUGCUCGGUCCAAGUGAGGUACAGAAUUUGUGUAUUAUAACCAAUAGAAUUCUAAUAUUUCCGAGGGAAUUUCAUGAUUUACUAUAUAAAAGUGUUUUAAGAGCAAAAAAUCAAGUACAUGCUGUAAUAAAGGUAAUUCUUUCAGACCAGUUAGCCCCUCUUACUUAAAUAUUAUUACAGUCAGUGUUCAGUAUUUCAGCCUCACUUAACUAUAUUCACCUAUAAAUCCAAGUUUAUAGAGCUCUUUCACCAAGUUCUGUCAGUACACUAAUACCUUGUCCUUUUAAUGUUUGGAGUGAUAAUGUUUUUCAAAUUAAAAAUGAAUACCCUAAACCAAAUUUACAGAACCCCAUCACCCCUCACCCCUUGCAAUGUCUUUAAUUGCCUGUAGUCAUUUCCAUAGGAAGUUACUAAAAACAGGGUAGCAGUGGACAGAAAUGGUCAAGAUGUCUAGAUCAUACAUUGAUAAUAUUAUUAUUAUUAAAGUUGCUUUGAUUGACUGACUACGUGUAGCAGUUCCUUGUAACUAUGUUGGGAGAAUUGUUUGGCAGUCACACAUUUACAUUUAUUCUCAAGGCUUAAACUGACCACAGGCUAUUAGGGCCUAACAGGUUUCCUAUUUUUCUUGCAGGAAGCAGCUAAGAUAUUUGUGAUGGAGGCUGAUGAUACAAAUAAUAUUUCUCAUGAGGUAAGUUCAGUCUGCCUGGAACCUUGCCCAUUGGGCAGGUGAGCUGAAAAAAAUGUUUUAUUCGGGAUGAAGUUCAUCUUCUCUGAAAAUAAAGUAUAUGUCAAUAUUUCAUUGCUUUUACUAUUAAAUAAACAACAAGCAAAGAAGUAACCACGGGAAACCUUAACCUGUAUGGAGUACCUUGUUGUGGAUAAUCCUGAAACCAAUUUAAGUACAGAAUAUCAUUUGUAUUUGAUUUGUUGAUCCUUUUAAUAAUUAAUUGCAAGGUUGAGCGUAUAGUAGCCAAACACAGAAAAGAGAAAAAGUUACAGCAUAGAUAAUGUGGAAAUUUAAUUAUAAUGUUAGAUUGAUCAAAAUAGAGUUGUGCAAGAUCGAAACAGUCUAUUGAAGCGUUUUACAAAUUUCUCACUUUCCUGAAAUUUGAAAGUAAGCAUAAAGUGCCCAUUUUAAAAAGAGCUGUAAGCUUACAUGUAAUCUUUUAUUUAACUUAAAAAAUGUUGUUUAAUUGAUCAAAAUCAUGUAGAAUUUUAGCAUCAAACAACUCUACGCGCUUUACAAAAAUGCUGUUUCCGUGCGAGCUCGAUGCAAGUUAAUCCAUAUAUGCCAAAAAAGGCAAAGAAUAUUAAUUUCUUUGCCUUUUAUAAUACCGAGAAAGCUGGGAAGCUUGAACCAAGCACAAACUUCUGUGAUGAACGGUCUGCUAACUGCAAACCAUGUUAAAUAACUAAAUCAAAGCAAUUUCUCUGCUUUUUAAUUUUCUAACAUGUCUUACUGUUUUGGAUAAACCUGAACUAUUAAGAGUAAAAUUUUCAUAAAGGUGUUUACAGUGACGUACAAUAGACGUGUUUAUGCAGAUCAAACAGUUAAGUUAUACAAUUUAGCACAAAAAGGGUCCAUACGUUUUACUAAGCUGUUGCUUCCGUACAACUCAGUACAUGCUUGUUCACCAAACCAAAACCCCAUAGUUUUUCUUCAACUGCUGUAUAAUUUCUCAUGCUUUGCACUAAACACGAAAAGUGAAAGUUACCCACCUUUUUAGCAUGUUUUCUCCUUGCAACCAGUGACCGCAGCCAAUCCCCAUUAAAUGGAUCGAGCCACUGUGUUUAUCUGACACUUGCAGGAUGUAUUAUCCUCUAGACAACACAUAUCACUAAAAAUUUCGACCAAAAUAAUUGUCGAUUUUUCACAGAGACAACAAAGCCACAAUGUUAACUCUACUACUGACAAAAAAGCUGCCUUUUCUUCUUUCAUCUUGACAACAUUUCAAGGGAAUUUGCUUAACGAAUUUGCUUCAAAUCGACCACGUGAUAUUUCGCCAGUACACUCAUGCACUUUAAAGAGCAGAUGCCAAUUUGUAGAUAAAGAAAAACCAGGGCCAGAAUUAUACCGGUCUCUUCCUUUAAGGAAGGCCGGGUAAUUAUCAGGUCUGCAAGGACUGUGUAUUGAGUUUUUUCCUGUUUGUUUUAGGUUGCACAGUAUAUUCACUUUGCCACGCCUGUUUUACAAGCGUUUCUUGAUAAAUAUUGUGAAGAAGAGGAAAAGGAAGUGGAAAGAAUAAAACAAAUGUAAGUUACAAUACCUGUUUAUUGACUGGGUCUAAAUGUUAGAUGAGUGAGCAAACCUACAGUAUGAAAGAGAUGCGUAAGUGCAGCUUCUCACUGUGGAGAUUUAAGAUUUAUAAGUUGUUGCUUCAGGACCUGAACAUUGGUACUCCAUUAAUCUUGAAUGUCUUUUAAUAUUAUUGUAUUCAUUAUGUUUCAGUUACAUGCUGUAUCGGCAGAAAUUACAAGAGAGACUCGCAGAAAUCUCCACUGCUGUGUAAACAGACUCAGCUGACUGGCAAAACAGUACUAUUUUUAGAUAUUAAGUUAUGUUUAUAUAAAUGACUAACAGCUGUAUUAUUGGCAAUAAAAAUAAAUAUUUAUUUAUUUUAAAUAUAAAAUGAAAUUUAAAAGACCAAAUUAUUAUGCAAAGAGUAUUACUUAAAAUUUCUCAUUUGCCUUCUAUCAACUGUAUAAUAAUAAAUGCAAAGGGUCUGCAAGUCAAACAUUAGCUAUUACUGUACUCUGUAUUGAAUUGGGUUCUACCAAAAUCUCUUAACUCGUAGCACCCUGAAAAAAAAAUAUUUGCAUUUGAAUGUCUGGUUAGCUUAUCAAAAAAAAGGCAAUGGGCUCUUGGUUGAAAUGAUCAUGAACUUCUCCAAGAAUUUUACAGUGCUUGGCUUUUACCAUUUGUUGUUAAGAGGACACAAUCCCUUUCUGAAACAUGCUUGUAAGGUGGGUCUUUCUAGUGAGAUAAACAACCAAAGAAGUUUGGAGUUCAUUUCACAGUCACAAAACCUAUAUUUGAAAUUGUCUUUUGUGUGAUAUUUUAGGGUAAAGCAGUCAUUUCCAAUAAAGAUCUAAUUUGCCUCUGUACCCAUUUCAAUAUGUCUGGUUCUUUGUCUCUUGUACCACUUGUGUCACUAUGACUGUAAAGAGUCGUAGACAACUUUGAUGAGUAACUUGUUCCAGGAUAAAGAAAUCUUUCAAACCACACUCGAAUGAGCCCAAUUCAGGCAAACAGGCGGGGGGAAAAACACGUAACAGUGACCGAAAAUUCCAAUCAACAUGUUAACCCAAGAAAUGAUUCUUAAAGUUUUCACAACACUUUUCCCACCAAAGUGAGGUUUAUGGAGGUAAAAUUGAUCUUUCUUGAAAGUGCCAAAAUAAAUUUACAAAAACUCUUAAAUUGAGUAUAAUUUACAAUGAAACAUUCCACAGUAUAGAAUUUUACAGAAAAAUAAAGUUUGCUAAUUUGCUUCCUAGCUAAUUUAUUAAAUACUAUAUAAAACUUUAUGUUGAAGAAGUACCUGAUUUACAAGAAAAACACUGUAAAGGACUUUUAGCAGAAAUCACUAGGAAUUUUAGUGACCUAUAAAAAAUUUUCCAAAUGUGGUACUUUUUGCUAGAAUAAGGCCAUGAUGACUGUAGACCAAAGGCCUGUUCACAGGCUACAUUGUCAGUGGUGUUUUAAAUGGGCAUGCAGGGCAGACCAAACCUGAUAUCUAAAAACCGCCAGUUACUUUAGCGUUUGGAGGAAAAUUAUUAAAAAGGUACUCUCAUUAUGAAACGGAACUCUUGAACUCCUAAAACACAUGUGGACAGACCUUAAAAUUUCAAAAGACAAGCAUGUUCUUAACCAUACCGUUACUAAAGCCUAAGGUUCCCCAUCCUUACGUGAUAGCUUGUCAGCUAGGUUUUUCAAAAAUAACCGACCUUCAGCUCCCAUUCUGACGUUCUUGAAAGUUACAGCUUUUCACAGCACUUUCAAAAUUUAAUAUAGAUAUUCCAAACUCUGGUACACUUGAAACUUCCCUGUUCUCUGAACGUCAAACAAUGAAAGCCAGGCAGCUAAAAGUUCUUCUGAAAGCUUUUAUGUUCAUUUCAACCUUAAACGUUUGUUGUCGCCUUUCUAAGAGUGAGGAAAAGUAACAUGACCAAACUGGGCACUUGAAAUUAUCAUGUGAGCUAAACAAACAUUCACAUGCAAGUGAUCGUUGUUUUUCGGGAUGCUAACAGUUUAGUAGCCUAUGUGCAGUUAAGUGAUUUCAGUAGUGUUAUGUUGGGUUGUUUGCCUUCCUUUUAACUUGUAUCUUUUGUGGUUUAUUAUUGCAUUUCUCCUCUGUGAACUAAAACCUUGGUUCAUUUGUAAAAAAGAAAAAUAUAAAUCUUCUUUUGGCUUUCCGGUAGAAAAACUAUAAAUAAGUCGUUAGAAUCAUUGCGGCAAGCAUAAAGAGUUUUUCUUUCUGCCAAUUCACAGGAAUAGUCAGAUUCUCAUGUUUUGAAGUCCCUUUUGAAAAUGCGUAAACACAGUGUUGACUGGGGGUGGGAAUUAUUUCGUUUGAUUGAGAGGUUGAAAAAAUUUACCGAUAAAAAUAAUUGGGAUUGCUGGCCCCCAUGAAAAAAUUUGUUCUUUUAAUUUGUAAUUAUUGACAUAAUUUUUCUAUUUAACUUUGACAUUUAUUGCUUCAACUAUAAAUAUUGGCACCACCUAGUGAAACGUUUAAAAUAGACAUUUUAUUUAUUAGGUUCAGUUCAGUAACAGGAAUUUUAAAGGGAAGGUUAUGUUUAAGUCAAAAGAUCUGCUUUUCUUACUCUUUAACUUUUGAGACACCAUCCACACUUCUCCAAACUUUGGUAUUUCAUAAAAUAUUAUGUACUUAUUGAUUGAGGUAGGUUCAGGGGGGCGGGAAAAUAAUUGGCCCUCGGUCAUGGUUGCACUGACCUCUCUGUGCUCGUUCCAUGUGCCAUGACCUUGGCCCAAAUAUUUUCCUGUCCAGCGGGUUGUACAGUCUCACGGGCUCACAAAACCUCCCGUGGGUCGAUCUUACUUUGUAUUUGCCGUCCAGCCCUACCACUCAGUCAGUAAGUACAUGACAUUAUAAAAGGGUAGUUUUCAAGGCAGCUUGACUGUACACUGAUAUUAUAAUCAUCACAAGUUCAAGUUAUAUUCUGGUUGCUGUUUUUUUUGGAAACUAUAUGUAAUUUUCAACCAGUUUUACUUUGAGUGCAAAAGGUUUCUGGUGCAAUUUUGUUUUCAUUCAAAAGCAAAACUGGGUGAAAAUUACGGCUACAGUAAUUUAUGGUUAUCGUUAAAACCCUGAACAAGCCUGAGAUCGUGCUCUUGCCCAAAAAAGUGCCUGAUCACAGGUAAAAACAAGGUGAGGAUAAAUCCUCUCUUGGACCUGUUGUAUGUAUAUACUAGAUAAUAAAGUUUAUAUUUGAGAACUUUUACGUCACGUUUCUGUAAAGAGUUAAGCCAGUUUUAUAAAGAGUGCCUCGUUUGUUUCUUUUUCUUUUUAUAUGCCAGCAAGAGCUAUUAUGGCUCUUGUUACGAGUCGCCGAGUCAAUAAGCCACUUUUUGAUUUAUUAAAAUUCAGCUUGCUAGUGAGUCUCAGAGGACACAAACAAAAAAAUGAAUAAACUUAAAUAAUCAUGGUUUAUUCAUUUUCUUCGUUUGUGUCCUCGAAGACUCGCUAUCACGCUGAAUAUAUCGAAAGUUGCCUAUUCGAAACUAGAAUCUCUAACCCCAUCCCCGCCCCCACCCCCUGGAGACAAACGUCCCGGAGAUUUUUAAUUUGUCUCCUCCCCUAAGGCAAGUUGUUUUCGAAUUAGGUACCUUUUAAAAGUCGCAAUAAUUCGCACUUUAAAAAGUGCCGAUAACACCAUGCUAUUUAGCUUAGAUUGCUGUCACUUCACAAAAGUGUCCCUGAGAAAAGGCGAGAUGAGAAAUGGGAGGGUCGUACAUACAGGCUUGGUGGCGCGGAGGUAGGUAGCCGGUAUACAGGAGUGCAGGUUAACGUCGUAAGAGUGUGUAGGCAGACUCGUUUGAGAGGCUUGCCUAAAACCCGAGUUCAAGUAAAAUAAGUUUAAGUUCCCCACGUUCCCUCUAUAAUAGGCAGGUAAAGUUAGGAAAAAUGACAGCAAUAUGCUGAAGUUCAAAUUAUCCUUUAAUCUUGGGUUGUCUCAGAUAUUGGUGAGGUUAUAUUCUCUUACUGCCUCUGAUAACACGUUUUAAAAACUAACUUACAUAGUACGUGCGUUCUGAUUGGUUAAAAGCGUAUGGUUUAUUGUGCCGGUAAACUCACAAAAAACUUAAAGUUAUUUUAUAAAAGCAUCAGACCACACUUUCUGUGGGAGUUCUUUGACGGAACAUUUACACAGUAAUGAUGUCACAAGUGGUACUCAGGACAGUAACAAAAGGCUUCCAAAAGGUUAAAGAGACUAAAUCUUAAUCAUCAGGCAAAGCCAACACGAUGACAAAACGCAAAUGGUAUAGUGCUUAAACGUUUCAUUUUUUGCGGUGAUUCAUACAUACCUGGUUUUUUGAAAACCGGGCUACUAAAAAAUGUCAGUCUCUCGCACUGAUUGUCAAUGUGAUGGCCCUUGUUACUUGAAAAGUAAAAUCUCACCUCAAAAAGAAAUUAUUGAAUACAUGAGCCUCCAUUUGAUAGAAUCGUCUAUCUUGAAGGUAACAAAAGUGACGUUUUCCUCAUUAAUCUGGAAAAUAAGGCAUUUUAAGAAGCAAUUUUUAGUGUCGGUGUCACCGAUUGCAAAGCCAAUUCCCCAGUUCACCCCAUUUUUAAUUGACGCUGGUCUCCCAAAAACAAUCUAAGCCAGCACUGCUCAACAAAACCAAGUCCUAAAACCAGCAGUUCAACUGCUUGCUGACUAGGAACAUUCUGAACAGAGUGGGUCAUUGCUUGCAUGCAAAGAGCACAAACAACCUGCAUAAGAGUGCAAAAACACAUCAAACUUUACAACAACCCCACUCCCCUGCAAUUUAACCAGGCUACCCCAAAUGCAUACCAGACGAUAGCCCUGUGUUUGUGCAAUAACAUGGCACCCGGCCAGACACAACCCCCCCUUAAUUUGAGGGAGACAUUGAGCUUUGAAAGACAGAGGUAGCCCCGGUACAAAAACUCAGCGAAUCCGCACUCUAGCACAAAGCAUAGUCUUUAUAACAACCCCACCCCCCUGGAAUUUAACCAGGCUACCCCAAAUGCAUACCAGAUGAUAGCCCUGUGUCUGUGCAACAACAUGACACUUAGUUUGACGGAAGCCCCCCUCAAAAAAUAUUAGCUGGGCCAACGGGGGCAACAGCCCGUCCCUACGGGACGGGCUGUUGCCCCCCUCGUGCAAAUUUUCUGGAAUUUGCACUGAUUUCUGUCAAUUCCAGGAAGUUAUUUGGAGCCCAUGGUUAAGAGGUGAGGGUGGUUAGUCCUGAAGAGCGAGAUUGUUAUUUUUACACUAAAAGUAUCAGGGCUUUAAGCGAAUUAAGUUUUGAAAGAUUGCCUGCAAUGUGCUGGACUUGACUUAUGAUUUCAGGCAACCCGGUUUUCAAAACUCCAGGUAGAUACGUAUUCUCAAUUUUCUCGCUUUCUUUGCCUGGCAUACUAAUGUACACGGGAGGCGUGUCGGUAAGCUCAAGACUAUUAUUCGUGUCCCCUUACAUGACGUAUCUAGUUUAGAACAUGAUGGCGGCCAGAGUUUGAGGUAAGAAACGACUGUACAUGUAGCCCGUGGUUUGAUUUGGCGUGGACAGUAAAUUUGAGGAAAUCGAUAAACGUAUAUUGCGGUUGAACUAAGCUUAUUAUACAGUGUUAUUUAACGCCACGUGAAAUUCCUUGGCCGCGUGUAACCUGAAAUUCAGUCGUCUUCACGAGUCGUAAAUUAACAAUUAGUUCAUGCGUCAGCGUGCGUAUGUCGAGAUAUUGAGCACGCGGGAAGUUUGGAGAGCACGAAAGAGGCGUAAGAGUUGCACGAGGCGCAGCCGAGUGCAACUCUAGCCUCUUGAGUGCUCUCCAAACUUCCCAAGUGCUCAAUAUCUCGACAUACGCACAGCUGCAGCAUGAACUAAUUGUUUUAUAACAUUGUCAAAGCGAUCAAUGCACCAGUUAACUUAAAAUUUUAUUAUUGUAGGGCGCGCUCAAAGCAGUACGCGUCAAUGUUUACGUGAGUAUAUUUUUUUCCUCACAGUUAAGCUUAUGUUUUUAUCCUGAAACUGAGAGAAAGUGAACUCUAAAAUGAUUGUAAAAUCUAUAUUUAGGUGCCGGAAGACUAUUAAUUCACCGAAAAAUUGUUAUUGAGAGAAAACAACUUUGCAAAGAAUGAUCUCACGCCAUAGUCUGCACAGCUCGCGGAGAUGACAACAACAACAACAACAGCACUCACCUCUUUUCCUUACUAUCGGUUAACAAAUUCAAACGUUUCCUCUUAAAUUUCCUUAUAAAACACAUGGUAAACUUUUUAUCGUGUACUGCCGAGUUAUGGAUGCACUCAUGAGACUCAGGAUUGCUAAGCUCACAACAACUCGAGGAAUUACGAAUAGUUUAUUGACGUCAUCAGCGUGCUCAAUAGGAAUAUGAAGCACGCUCGCGCUAUUGAAUUUGAUUAGGCGAAUUUUCUAGCUAUGUUAUAACUUCCGAUCGCAAGAGACUCAGACGAGGUGUCUCGUGGAAACGAAAAUUAGUGAGUUCGCCCCUUAGUGACAGUGCAGUAAAUUAGCUUCUUUAAAACCAUUUCGCCCCCUACUUUGUUAGUUAGCCCUCUUCUUUUCUAUUAGUAUCAUAAAUAGCUCUUCAAUGAAUGUCGUGAUUCUGUAUGAAUCGAUCAUCUCGUCCAGGGGGAAACCACGCGCACGCUGAACGGAAACCACAAGUGGCUUGCUUCAGAGGUUUCUCCCUGGGCUCCCGGGGCGUUUAAAACAAACCAACUAAGCGACUGACAACCAACGCAAACGAUAUCGUAAAACGCUAAAAGUCACGCAAGAGAGAAACCGAAGGGCCUUGAGGGCCUCACUUUGCUUCAAAUUUAAGUGGCUAACACAGUUUGGGAAGUUUGUGACAGAGUAUAUGUCAUUUGCCAAAGGCUGCAGCUCACAAGCUUACACUUGGCAAGUGAAAAUAUACUGAUGAAAGAUUUUGAUUGACAGGUAAAAUUUGACAUUUUCGUAGUUUCCAUGGCAACAUGAACGAUUGAAUACAACUCAGGGCCGAGUUGCUCAAAGCUGGGUUAAGAUAACCCAGGGUUAGUGCGAGAUUUGAAUUCUCACACAGCUAGCCUGCGUGCAGACGAUAACUAAACUCUGAUUAGUACCGUCUGCGAAGCAGCGCAGAGAUCCUUGUUCUGGACCCCCAACGGACUCAACGAAUUACCGGAAGUGCGUUUCGAAUUCCCCUUCAACCUGAUUGGCGAUCACGACAAACAAAACAAAGGCCUUUUUUUAACUGGCCAAUCUUGGCGCGUACUCAAAUCUGGGUACACAGCUGGAAGUCCAGAACAAGGAUUUCGGUGCUGUUUUGCAGACGGAGUUAACCAGAGUUUAAUUUUGUCUGCGCGCAGGCUAGCGCACAGCUUACUAUAUUAAUCAUUACCACUUGAAACUUAUUUGACCAAAUUUUAACGGAUGGGUUUUUAGAUGGUCAAUAAUAUAAUUGUAAUUAUUAAAUGUGUCACAAAAUCCUUCGAUUCAACUUCCAUUUUAAAGUCCUCAUUAUUUAAAAUGCAAUAAAAGCAAAAGUUCUGCCUAAUAUUACAAAAUUUUAAUGAGUAGAGUUUGAGAAAUCAUCUUCUGUGUACCAUUGGUUUUUGCCACCAUGUUUGUUUGUCUAAGUUACAUGCGUGGUCACGCGAGUUUCCGCUGACCGCCCGCAAAACUGUGUUCAGCCACCUUGAGGGGAGGUUGAGGAAUGGGACCUCUUUAACAGUUUCCUGAUACAUGGAAAUGGACAGAUCCAAGUGUGAGUAGGGAGUUGGUUACCUUUGCGAACAAAUUCGUCCAGUAUACUGGUAACUGUCUACAAUCAAACGUGUCUGUGAGCUAAAUUGAACUGAUGCAAAUUAUAUUUUGAUGACAGUAAUGGAUCAAAGUUACAGCAGGGUCGGCCAGGGGUGGGGGGAGAGGUAGUGGAAUACCAAUUCGCAAAAUACCCGAAAUAAACCUUCCAAUACAGUGUUCUCCCCAGGAUCUUGUGAAGGCUAGGGGGCAUUCUGACAAAAUCCUAAUCUAGCAUAAUACAAAAAAAAAGACAUAAAAUUUGCAAGAGUGAAGUGUCAUGCUGUCUAGCAAGUAACUGUUAACCUCCUACAUUUUUAAGCCCCCCCAGAUGUUUGCUGCUUUCUCAAAGUCGAAUUCCUCCAGAUUUGGUCCUUCAAUAGAAACAAUUAAGAGGUUAUUCGAAAUCCUGUUGCUUAUUCUAUUCCGCGGUCAUUUUUUGACAACCUUCUACACACGUGGGAGUUGAGUUUAGUAUUCCAUGUAAUAUCCCUUGAAGUGUCCUUGAAUUUAUGGCUAACCGUGCCGUUCAACGGAUACCGCAACAGGUUUCAUGGAGGGGUAAAUGAGCUAAAACCUUAUCAACUGCGAGAAAAAGCAAUGAAAAAACUCUAAGCAAUGUUUCAGUAUCUUUGUUGAGUGUUUUUUGCUUUACUUAUGGACAAGAUCCCAGUUCCAGAUGUUUAACUACAUAAGGUUUCUUCAGUUUUAAGCCAGGCGGCAUCGAUUUUUCAAUGAAUCAAGCCAGGCGGCCCGCCUGGCCUGAAAUACCUGGGGAGAACAAUGCAAUAUACCAAAAAUUAUACUAAAACUCGUGUAAAAUACCAAAUAUAUUAAGAAAAACACAGUAUACUUUAUACCCAGAAUUGGUUGUGAGGGAAUAGUUUAUACCCAAUUUUAAGCAUAUGGGUUCACCGAAGGAAAAAGUAGCAACUAGAGAGGCCUUUUUAGGGGUUUGGGGAGGGGGGGUACCAAGAGGGGUACAUAUGUCGCUAUUCCAUUUGCAAUUCGCCGUUGUAGUUUCAACCUAUCUUUAUCUUGUUUGUCACCAUUUCAUCUCUCAUAUGUUGCUGUUUCAAGCCCAUAUCACUUUUCAGAAUUCUGCUUUAAACAGGGCCUCGCUAGGCACAACAUUUUUUCUUCUUCAGUUAAUGCCAUCAUAUUUAUAUUGUCAGUUCAAAGUUUUAGCCAUUAAGAAUUUCCUUUUGCAUCAAUCAGAACCACAAUAAGUGGAAAAGUUAAGAUUAGUUAAGCAUAUUUUAUAACACUGCAUAUAUUUUUCGUUCCUAUAAAGGUUUUUCAAACAAGAGACUGUCUUGGAGGAAAAUGGACUUUUCAGAUGGAGACUGUACUGGUGAACCAAGUGAGGGAACAGAUAUGGAGGAAAUAAUUAGUACUGUAAAGACACUGCUUAUUCAUUCCAUAGUACUUAAUAAUUCUGAAGGCUUCAACAUGGCACUUGAUGGUUUGGAACAACUCCGUGUUGGCCUUAAUUGGAGUUCUCCUCCAGAAUCUACAACACCUGUCUGCAAUGAUUGGAAUACUCCACUAACCCUGAGUGCAAAAUUGGGCCGUGCAGGUAUGGUAGCCACCUUACUGGAAAAGGGUGCUAAUCCCAACUUAUUUUCCAAGUAUAAAAAUGGAAAACCAAUUGGACGGACAGCUCUUCAUAAGGCAUCAAAAUCAGGACAUCUGCAAAUUGUUGAUUGUCUUCUAAAACACGGCUGUGACAUUAACAUAGCUGAUACUAGAGGCUGGAUGCCAAUACAUGAUGCAAUUUGUCGAGAUAAGAUUGAGUGUGCUUUUAAACUGCUCGAAAAUGGAGCAAACCCGAGAACAAGCUUUUCCAUACCUACACCAGAUACUGAAAAUGUGGAUGACAUUGGAACAGCAUCACUCAUGUUUUCUACCAGAACUUAUAACUCGGAUUUAUUUAUGCUUCCGUCAGUUGAGUUGAAUUGCCUUUCCCUUUCCGCUAAUUGCCAUCAGCCACAAAUAGUGUCUAAACUACUUCAAAGAUAUUUCCUCAAUGACGUAAACUGUCAGAGUCCUCUGGGCAGAACUGCACUACACGAAGCCGUGAUUCUUCCGAAAAGUUUAAAUCUUAACGAAGAGAUCAACGUCCAAAACAGGUAUGAAACUUUAAAGAUCUUAUUGGAUUCCGGUGUUGAUCCUAAUAUUCCAGAUCGCAUGAGAAAAACAGCCCUUCACGUUUUCUUUGACCAAGCAAACCGCUACAAAGUCAUUGUGAAGAAGUACCCUCAAAUUGUCUCCAAGACAAUUCUCCUAUUGCGAGAUUAUGGCGCUAAUAUAAACAUGGCUGACCUCAGUGGAAGAACAGCAGCUCAUCAAGCUGCUGCCUUUGGUGAUCUGGAGACAAUGCAGCUUCUUUUGGAACUUGGUGCCAGUGUCACAAGUCUGGAUAAUGAUAGUAAAACACCAGCCCAUAUCGCGGCUUAUCAUCGUAACUUUGAUGUGCUGCAGCUAUUGUUAAAUCGUGCUUCCCAUGCAGAGUUUGUAAAUCGUCACGGCGACACUGUGUUACAUACUGUAAUAAUGGCAACUACCCAUGAAGAUGUUCUUUUAACAGUCGCUGAAGCAUUUAAGAGUGAUUUUGAUAAGUUUCAGAAAAACGUUUACGGAGAAACAGUACAUGAUCUUGCAGCAAAGUUUAAUUUAAAGAGACUUUCUUGCCUAUUCGCUUCCCAAUCCGCAAAGGCUACCGAUGCUAAUUCUACUUCUGUUUCCAGUACAAUGGAGAAGGAAGAAACCGGGAACAACUGUGUUAGGGACAGCACCAACCCAAGAGAAAUUCUUGGCGUGGUUCAUGAAAGCGGCAGAAAUAGUAUAUCUGGUGCAUCGAGUCACAGUGAUUCUGUUGGUCACUCUGACAACAUUGAGGUUCCAGAUUUGUGUAUUGAGGAAGACACGGAUGUAAACGAGUACUUAUUGAAAUUAAGUCACGAGUACCGUAUUAGAACUUUUCACAUGGACGGCGAUGGAAAGUGCCACGAAAGAUGCAAUGUUGCUCUACAAAGUUUGACCUUUGUCGAAAAACUUUUAGAACUUGUUGCGGACGAUGAUCAUAUUUUCGACUAUCAAAUUUUACGAACUGGAAGCGCCUUUGAAGGCUACAGGAUAGGCAAGCCAGAUGAAUUUGACUAUAUGUGUGAAUUGAAGUCGCUGGCAGAUGAUAAAUGUGAAAUUGUCGAAACCGAACAACCAGGAUUUGUUCGCAUUCAAGUAAAAGAAGAGUACAGAGAAGAAUGGACCAUGUUUCUGUCAAAAGAGGGAUUUCUUGACGCUAUGAAAGUGAAAUGUUUCUUGGCUAAACGUUUGUACGAAAAGUCUAGCACGCCUGCCCUAGUACACAAAACCAGACUGAGUUUCAACACGACAAGUUAUGAUUCAUGUGGCCUGUGCCAUCCCUUUAUAAGUACAAGCAAGGCCGGAGUAAAGAUGACUUUGUUUUGGAGAGGAAAUGUUUACAAAUUAAUGCCCAUUGACAUUGACAUUACUCCCGCCAUACACUUUUCCAGUUGGCCUAAGUCCGCCAAAAUACCUCCUUGUCAUGUUCUGAAAGGUUGUGCAGAUUUAGGCCACCACGUUGUUCCUAAGUCUGAAGGAGGAGAUUCUCUUUUGUGGAGGUUUUCUUUUUCUGUGGCUGAACUCAAGAUAUUACAGAAUACAAGUCCAGUGCAGGCUGCUUGUUACACAGCUCUAAAAAUCAUUAAGGGGCAAACUGAAUUAAGAAGAAGCUCGAAGCGUUUUUCACAUCUUGGGUUUCUCCAUACUUACGUCCUCAAGACAAGAUUCUUUGAAGAACUUGAACGUUCAGAUGAUUCGAAGUUGUGGCAAGAAGACAAAUUGACAGAACGCGUUUGUUCCGUGUUGGAAUCCACCGCAAGUCUGUUAACCCAGAGAGAAUCUUCCCUUAUAGAGUCUUACUUUCUUCCAGGUCAUAGGGUCAUUUCAAACGCAGACACAAUGUUUGGCAAGUUCGUAGCGGCAUCAAUAAAAACUACUCUUCGAAAUGUCGUACGACUUUUACAAAAAGUACCUAUCUUGUCAUUAGAAGACGUCGAGGAAGGAGCUUUCACUAUGAAAUUUGAAUCAGAUUCCACUUAG